This is a messenger RNA of Uranotaenia lowii, 2589 nucleotides long. RefSeq lists its product as uncharacterized. The record is from RefSeq and is a predicted model, not a curated record. Bases 175 to 933 code for a protein of 252 amino acids. The transcript has 2 exons. NCBI's taxonomy places the organism in Eukaryota, Metazoa, Arthropoda, Insecta, Diptera, Culicidae.
CGUUGUUUUUUGAACUCAGCAUCAGUGAUCUUGCGACUGUUAUCCGGUGUGCUGCCUAGAGCCUGGGAUUUUAAAUAGAAAAGGGGUUUUAGCUUGGCUCCUCAAAGAGUGACAGUGUGUGACACCCUCAAAAGCAAAGGACAUUCCAAGAACUCUAAACAAAAUCAUACAAACAUGAUUCCAGUGUUGCGAUCUGUGUGUGCCGUAGUGCUGCUAAGUGCGAUGGUCCUCGGGGCCACGGAAGAUUACCAAAGCCAAGGAUUACGUGCCAUCGUGAGGGUUUACGACGAAUGUUCCAAGGCUGAGACCGGGUUCUCGCCAUGUCUCAAGAAGCGCGCCAUCACCUUCAUUGAUCGAUUGAGCCGGGUAGAUUCACUGGCCCUCGGGGACAUGAAGGUUGUCCGGAACGAACGGUCUGCUGCCGCUGAAGUCGCAAGCAAACCACUGACAGAAGCCGAGCUGGAACAGACCUUGCCACGAGGAUUGGAAGCACGGGAUGAAGCUCUGACCAACAUGCUGUUGGACAAAGUUUCCAGCCUGUUCAGCAGUCGGACGAUCCAGAUCAGUCUGCCCCGGAUGUCUAGCGAAGAGCUUGGCCGUGGGCUGGAAGAAGGUCGUGGCAAGAUGAAGAAGAUGAUGAGCAUGAUGAUGAUGGGCUUCAUGAUGAAGAUGGCCGCCAUGGUUCCGGUGGCGAUUGCCGGUCUGUACCUGUUAGCCGGAAAGGCGCUGAUCGUGUCCAAGAUCGCACUGCUGCUGGCCGGAAUCAUCGGUCUGAAGAAGCUGGUUUCGAGCAAACAGGGCGGCGGCGGCGGGGGCGGCUGGUCCAGCGGAGGUUCCGGACAUGGCGGCGGUUGGGAUCGACGAUCGGCCGAUGUGGCCGCAGCAGCUGCCCAGAACCUGGCCUACAACGCCUAUGCCAAGAACCAGGCGUAGAACGACGAACAGAUUGGGCGUUUCCUGACCCAUCGAAAGCUGUGCCACAGCUUCUAGAAUGUCCAAUGUCACGAAAGUGUGCGGAAGAGUUAAAUUAUUUAUUUAUUUAUUUAUUUAAAUUAUUGUGAGACCAACUGGAACGUAAUUCAACUCUUCACUUUCGUUUAGCUCAGACAAAUUUUUUGCGUGUUUAAGAUUUUGCAGUCGUAUGCCUAAUUAAUUCAAAGAGCAACUCUUUCUUUUUCUAUUAUGUAUUAUUCCAUGAAUAACCCCUUUGAACCUUCCCAUCAUCUUUCCUCGUUACGUAACAAGCCGUGAGUUCUUUCAACUUUCGACAAGUUGUAUCACGGUAUAAUUUUCGCAUUUUCCACUGAUUUCCACAGCCUGUCUGUUUCAUUAAAAUCCUACAAUUCAUUGUCUCGUAGUUCCUUCCCCUUGAAUUUUUCCCUAGCAUCUAGCUCUCUUCAAAGUCUUUAAACCUUUGUAUGUCUUUCUCAAAGCAAUUUAGAUUUCCCACCUUCUUUUUUUCCCACGUAAUAACGGCCGGAUCUAUUCGUUGAUGAUUGUUGCUGACUAUGCGCUCUACUACCGAUGUUUUCCAACACAUUUCCACUGUACCACCAUCUUGAAUCUACAUACAAUAUCAUCAACGUUUUCGCUUUCAUUUGAAACACCUUCUAUCGUUUCAGCCCGUGAGUAGCUCACUCCGUUUUCCACCUUCCAUUUCAUUUCCAACAUUUCCAUUUUUCUUUCUAUUUUUUUUCUACUAUCUCCUCUUCCGUAACGGUGGCAAAUUAUUCUGACAAGCUGACCGUGAUCUUCCAUUUCCUUUUCAAUCAUCCUCAUGCCCCAUCUCUUCGUUCUCUACUUUGAAUUUUCAACUCACUUAAUUUGUUCUGAGACUAGUUUCUAAUCUUUUCUAAUCUAAUUUUUUGCUGGCGGUUCGGUCGCUUUCGAAAACUUUUUUUCCUCCUUCAAAUGUAUGUUGAGUCAGCAACCUGUUAAUGUUAUGUUGUUGUUGUUCAUGCUGCUGUUGCUGCUCACAGAUUCUUUACAAAUUUCCUUCGUCUAUCAAGCGAAAGCUUUCCGUAUUGCCAGUUCAAAAGAUCAACCCCAGUCAACUUCGGUCCUCAUAGGACCCCCCUAAACUUACUGACCUCCCUUAAACUUAAUCUUGUAAAACUAUGCGCUAAGUGGUAUACUUUAUGAAAUCCAAGCUCCCUAGUUUAAUCAUCCUAAAUUCCUCGUCCUCCUCUUUCCAACUAACCAAUAUGCUAGUACUAGAUCUGUUCUAUGCUCUCAUGGCACACAGCUGAAAUAGUAUGUUAAAUUAACGCAUUGUUACAUGUUUGUUAAAGCCGUUGGAUUAGGAAGGAAACAAGAUUCUUCCUUCCAAGAAAACAAAAACUUGUUAAUUCCCUGUUGCUAAUGUAUUAAGUUAUAAUGUAAACGAAUUAAAAGAGCGAUAAAAUUGCAUUGUACGCACUCUAAGUAUGACAAAAAAAGCCACGAAAUGAUGUUGUAAAAAAACUAAUCGUUAAUGAAAAAAUAAACCAUCAAUUUCAGCCGUUCCGCGGACUUCCGUACCAAAUGCAGGCGCGAUGAGCCCGCGGCGGCGAAAUCAGUAUUCCGAAACCGAAAACCGGCAGACCUCAA